AUGGAGUACAAGCAGCCUCCUCGUGUGCGUCAAAGGAUGGAGUACAAGCAGCCUCCUCGUGUGCGUCAAAGGAUGGAGUACAAGCAGCCUCCUCGUGUGCGUCGCAGGAUGGAGUACAAGCAGCCUCCUCGUGUGCGUCGCAGGAAUGAGUACAAGCAGCCUCCUCGUGUGCGUCGCAGGAUGGAGUACAAGCAGCCUCCUCGUGUGCGUCGCAGGAUGGAGUACAAGCAGCCUCCUCCUGUGCGUCGCAGGAAGGAGUACAAGCAGCCUCCUCGUGUGCGUCGCAGGAUUGAGUACAAGCAGCCUCCUCGUGUGCGUCAAAGGAUUGAGUACAAGCAGCCUCCUCGUGUGCGUCGCAGGAUGGAGUACAAGCAGCCUCCUCGUGUGCGUCGCAGGAUGGAGUACAAGCAGCCUCCUCGUGUGCGUCGCAGGAUGGAGUACAAGCAGCCUCCUCGUGUGUGUCAAAGGAUGGAGUACAAGCAGCCUCCUCGUGUGCGUCAAAGGAUGGAGUACAAGCAGCCUCCUCGUGUCCGUCGCAGGAUGGAGUACAAGCAGCCUCCUCGUGUGCGUCGCAGGAUUGAGUACAAGCAGCCUCCUCGUGUGCGUCGCAGGAUGGAGUACAAGCAGCCUCCUCGUGUGCGUCGCAGGAUGGAGUACAAGCAGCCUCCUCGUGUGCGUCGCAGGAUGGAGUACAAGCAGCCUCCUCGUGUGCGUCGCAGGAUUGAGUACAAGCAGCCUCCUCGUGUGCGUCGCAGGAUGGAGUACAAGCAGCCUCCUCGUGUGCGUCGCAGGAAUGAGUACAAGCAGCCUCCUCGUGUGCGUCGGAGGACGGGGCUCUCCUCCCGACUGGGUCUGCAAGUGAUUCAGCUAUGGCUUGCGCUUGCACAUGACUGCUCUGCCAACGGUGGUGACUCAAAUCAAUGGGAGGCCACAGUGAAGAUCGAUAACAAAACGAAUACCAAGUACCAUGAUGGCGGCAUGGUGGUACUGGGGCCGACAAUCGUCAGGUCUACUCCGCGCAGGUUGAUCGAGCGGCGAAGUUCAUUCUCCGGGGGCGGCGUAAGCACGGAGGCUGAGCGUCACUUGAAGUCCGGUAUUCCUGGCGCCAUGAUGAGCUAA
Messenger RNA from Guillardia theta CCMP2712, 1119 nucleotides. RefSeq lists its product as hypothetical. NCBI's taxonomy places the organism in Eukaryota, Cryptophyceae, Pyrenomonadales, Geminigeraceae. The transcript is spliced from 2 exons. The record is from RefSeq and is a predicted model, not a curated record. The coding region runs from base 1 to 1119 and encodes 372 amino acids.